Entamoeba dispar SAW760 is the source of this 660-nucleotide messenger RNA. Its product is annotated as GTP-binding nuclear protein ran-1, putative. Lineage: Eukaryota; Evosea; Mastigamoebida; Endamoebidae. The transcript has a single exon. The coding region runs from base 1 to 660 and encodes 219 amino acids. Gene Ontology annotation, biological process: protein import into nucleus; ribosomal subunit export from nucleus. Gene Ontology annotation, molecular function: GTP binding; GTPase activity. Gene Ontology annotation, cellular component: nucleus; cytoplasm. The record is from RefSeq and is a predicted model, not a curated record.
AUGCAACAACCAGACGGUAUUCCAACAUUUAAACUUGUUAUUGUAGGUGAUGGAGGAACAGGAAAAACUACAUUUGUUAAAAGACAUCUUUCAGGAGAAUUUGAAAAGAAAUAUAUUCCAACCAUUGGUGUAGAUGUUCAUCCAAUGCUUUUUAAUACAAAUUGUGGACCAAUUAGAUUUGAAGUUUGGGAUACUGCUGGACAAGAAAAAUUUGGAGGAUUAAAAGAUGGAUAUUAUGUUCAAGCACAUUGUGCAAUUAUUAUGUUUGAUGUUACAUCAAGAGACACUUAUAAAAAUGUUGCAACAUGGUAUAAAGAUCUUGUUCGUGUGUGUGAAGGUAUUCCAAUUGUUCUUGUUGGUAAUAAAUGCGAUGUAAAAGAUAGAAAAGUUAAACAAAGACAAAUUACAUUCCAUAGAAAGAAGAAUUUACAAUAUUAUGAUGUUUCAGCUAAAUCAAAUUAUAAUUUCGAAAGACCAUUUUUAUGGAUUGCUAGAAAACUUACUGGAAAUCCAAAUCUUGUUUUUGUUGCUGAUCCAAGAAUGUUGAAACCAGCUGAAAUUGAUCCAAGAACUAUUCAACAAGAAUCUAUUGAUAUUAAUGAUCCAAAUAUUCCAAUGAAUUCAUUUAAUGAUGAUGUAUUUGGAAAUGGACCUAUCUAA